Leptopilina boulardi is the source of this 1738-nucleotide messenger RNA. It is a transcript of the gene Ppox, whose product is annotated as protoporphyrinogen oxidase. Gene Ontology annotation, cellular component: mitochondrial inner membrane. Gene Ontology annotation, biological process: heme biosynthetic process. The transcript is spliced from 3 exons. Gene Ontology annotation, molecular function: protoporphyrinogen oxidase activity, oxygen as acceptor. The coding region runs from base 184 to 1611 and encodes 475 amino acids. The record is from RefSeq and is a predicted model, not a curated record. NCBI's taxonomy places the organism in Eukaryota, Metazoa, Arthropoda, Insecta, Hymenoptera, Figitidae.
GUGCUUUGAUAUAAAUUAUACAAUAAUAUAUUUAACUGGUUAAUAAUAAAUGUUUAACAUUAUAACCAAUUAUUUUAAUAAUCACUAAUUAUUUUAAAAAAUCAGAAGAGUGUAAAUCGUGAAUCAAACAUUAAUUUACAGAGCAUUUGAGUUUUAUGUAAUUUUGAGAUAAUCGGAGAAAAAAUGACAGCAAUAUUAGGUGGAGGUAUUUCAGGAUUAAGUGCAGCUUAUUACGCCCUUGAGAAUCCAAAAUUAGGAUCUAUAGUUUUAUUAGAAGCAUCAAAUAGAUUGGGAGGAUGGGUAUGUACGAAAAAAUCACCAACUGGAGCAAUUUUUGAACAAGGACCUAGAACAAUUCGACCACAUGGUGAUGCUGGUAAAAAUACUUUGAAAUUAGUUGACGAUUUGAAAUUAGGUGAAAAAGUUUUAUCUAUACCUGUAAAUCAUCCUUCUGCACUAAAUAGAUUUAUCUAUGUGGAUAAACAAUUACACGCUUUACCAAUAUCAUUGAAACCAUUGUUUAAAACAUGUCCACCAUUUAAACGACCUCUAAUAAAAGCAAUUUGGAGUGAAAUACAUACAGCUUCCAUUCCAAGUGAUGAUGAAAGUGUAUAUAGUUUUAUAUCAAGGCGAAUGGGAACAGAUAUAGCUGAUAAUAUUAUUAGUCCAAUAAUAUGUGGAAUAUGUGCAGGUGAUGCAAAGAAAAUAAGUGUCAAAUUUUUAAUGCCAAAUGUAUUUAAAGGAGAACAAAAAUAUGGAUCUAUAUUUAAAGGAAUGAUUAAAGAAAAAUUAUUUAAUAAACUAGGACCAAGUAAUAUGAAAACUGAUAAAAAUAUUCCAAAAGAUCCACUUGAAAUGAAUUUAGUAGAUCGUUCAAUAAAGUCUAAUUGGGCUUUUUGGACAUUGGACGGUGGUUUGGAACAAUUGUCUCAAGCUUUAGCGAAUAAUUUAUAUUCUAGAAAUACACACAUUCGUCUAGGUACAGAGUGUAAAGAAUUAAUAUUUCAUUCGGAUUCCGUGGAAUUAAGAUCGGGAGGUGAGACAAAAAAAUAUGAACGAAUUAUUUCAAGUUUACCGGCGAAAGAUCUCGCUAAAUUAGUUAAAAAUCAACAUCCGGAAUUAGCAAACGAAUUGGAAGCAAUACCAACAGUUAAUGUUGGUAUCGUUAAUCUCGAAUAUCCUCAAGGAAUUGUACCUCAAGAAGCAUUUGGAUUUCUUGUACCACCUAAAGAGGGAUUGCCAAUUUUGGGAACUUCUUUUGAUUCCUGCAUUUCCCCUCAGGAAAAUGUGGUUAUGACAGUGAUGAUCGGUGGAGCAUGGUUCGAGGAAUAUUUUGGUACAAAUCCAACGGAAGAGUACUUAUUAUCAGUUGCUUUAGAACAAUUAAAAACGAUAUUAAAAAUUGAAAUACCACCACUCUCGCAAAACGUAUCGAUCCUAAGAAAUUGCAUUCCACAAUAUAUUGUGGGACAUAACGAUAGAGUAGAAAGAAUUAAAGAUUAUAUUUCGGUACAUAAACUUCCCUUAGGAUUGUGUGGCUCUUCCUAUGAAGGUGUUGGAGUUAAUGAUGUUAUUUUAUCAGCAAAAAAAGCGGUAUCUAAUGAUAAUUAGUUACCGAGUUUCAUUGUAAUUAAAAUUAUUAAUAUUGUAUUCGCAUUUCAUAUGAUUAUUCCAUUUAAAAAUUUGUACAAAGGCAUUUAGUAACAAUUUUUAAUAAAUCUGUAGUUUAAGUUAAUAA